Molecule: messenger RNA, 6432 nt
Organism: Betta splendens (Siamese fighting fish)
Lineage: Eukaryota; Metazoa; Chordata; Actinopteri; Anabantiformes; Osphronemidae
Product: raftlin-like
Exons: 12
Coding region: 549-2543 (664 amino acids)
Source: RefSeq, a predicted model, not a curated record
CAUAACAAAAUGAAGCGGGAAACCCCACAUCGCCUUAGUAUUUUUACCGGCGCAGCCGCAGCUAGCUAGCGUUGUUCACGCUAAUUUGCUAACAGGCGCAGCUAACUUGGAACUAACAUGGAUUAAAUCCUUCCCGCUGCCUUUUGUAGCACUCGCUUGCGUGGAUUCCCAGACGUCAUCACCGCUGCAUAGCGAGGAGUGUCUGAGUUUGAUGGGCCAUCCCAGACGCCGGGUGACAUUUCGUCCCCAGUCCGACCGGAUGCCACAUAAAAAAUUCAGUCAAGCGAGAAGCCGGGAGGAAUAUGCAGCUCAUCCCACCCCGGCGUGUGCCUCUCAGUGGGGAGUGCAAGGAUAAGUGGUGGGAGAGGAGCCCCGGAAACAGAACGGCGAGAACAGGCGAGAUGAGGCCGACAUGGCGUUCUUUCACUGCGGAUUAGCAUCAAGGCAUCAAACAGAGGAAGGGAUUUUUCUCCCAAGGAGCUUCCCACCUCCUCUCUUCCUCUCUCUUAUAUCCUUUGCCUGGCUGAGUCUGAGUAAGGUCAUGUUUAAUGUCGAGUCCGCUUUACAGAGGAGCACUGACUGCAGCAACAGGCAACUCUGGCCCUGUGAGGGUUCGUGCACAGUCGCUGCCAAACCGUGGAGUCAUGGGCUGCGGGCUGCGCAAGAUGAAGCCGACGUCAGAGGACAGCAGUCCUGGCAAGAUCUACUCCACGCUGAAGAGGCCGCAGGUGGAGACCAAGGUGGGCGUGGCCUACACCUAUCGUUACCUGGACUUCCUAAUUGGAAGAGAUGGUGGGACGUCCACGCUGCGCCUCUCGUCUGUGCGGGAGCUGCCGGGUCAGCUGCAGGAGCUCUACCAGCAGGGGUUCGUCCUGGCGGCGGUCCACCCGUUCAUCCACCCCUGUGGUCCAGAGUCCAACGGCCCACAGCACCAGCUCUACCGGGCCAUACUGGUCCGGAUCAGCGACGGGGCAGAGAGGAGCCAGCCGCUCGGCGCUCCACACAAGCUGCAGCUGGAGGAGUGUCUGUCUGCAGAGCAGGUGCCCACGCCUGAGCUCAUCCAGGGCUACGUCAAGAAGAUUCAGGACGCUGCAGACCAGGGUGUGAUGUUUGUGGGCUUCGUCCAGGAGCCGUACGGGGCCCCGUGCACCCGGAUCGGAGCGCCGGACACCCCCUCCCUGUCCCUGCACUCCAGUCCCAGCUCCGUGUUCGGCUCGUUGGGCAGCUGCAGCCCCUCCAACCCCUCCAGCCCCGUCAACAGCGCCGAACCCGGAGCCCGGGUCCAAACGGCGGAGGAGGGGAGGGAGGAGACCCCCUGCCGGGCCGAGGACGGAGCACCGGGCGGGGAGAGGAGUCCCACUGGGAACACUGGGAACAUUUGGAGCCGCUCCGCUGGCGUGGAGAGCAGCCAGGACAAGGCGUCGCCCGCGGCUUCUCCAGCAUCAGAGGCAGACGUGGAGCACAGCAGGGAGCUGACGGAGGCGGACUCGCCCUGCCACAACAACAACAAAGGCCGAGAGACCAAGGAGAGGCAGAGGUACCGCGUGCGGAGAGGAGCUGGCGCUGAACUGCUGGCGUUCUACAACCACCCGCCGGUCCGACAGGGCCAAGUCAAGUACUACACGGUCAAGGUGCCGCUUCGGGUCCAAAACUGUGACGAGGGGGUCAAAGGCGUGGAGGCCAACUGGCUGGAUCACAUGACGCAGCACUUCAACAACGGAGCCUCCCUGGUUGACGGCUACUUCUACCUGGGCACCGGCAACGAUUCGCUGUCGAAGUCGGUGGAGAGCGUCUUCAUCUUCCAGGAGGCGGGUGAGGGGGAGGACGGGGCGCCCCCCAUGUACGACGCCAUCGUGGUGGAGCAGUGGACCGUCAUCGACGGUUUGCAGGUGAAGGCCGAUUAUGUUCCGCUGCUACAGUCUCUAGCUACAUAUGGAUGGAGACUCACCUGUGUGCUGCCGACCCCCGUGAUCAAGACAAACAGUGAUGGAAGUCUCGCCACCAAACAGAUUGUUUUCCUGCAGAGGCCCGUCCUGGGCCGAAAGAGGAGGGAAUCCAAGAAACUGAUCUUCAAGGCCCGAAGCAAGUCCAACAAGAACUGCGUUAAAGACACCGCGAAAAACAAGAAGAAAAAAAACAAGACGGACAAAGACGCAGACGAUCCCAAAAUUCUAGAUGACAGAGAAAAGGCUGAAAAGGACGACAAGAAGAGCAGCGAUGAAAGGGUGAACUCAGCAGACGUCGAGUCAGCGAGAGAAAAUGAGACAUCAGAAGAAAGGGAAGUGAGGUGUGCAAAAGAAAGAAAGAUUGAUGGCGGGGUUGAAAUCAGCAUAGUGACUGUCAGCGAGAAAGAUGGAGGACCUGAGACGAAAGACAAAGCAGCAGAAGAAGCAACACUGGAUGAGGAGAGAUCAGAGGAGAAUGGAGAGCCCGUAGAAGUGCAGGACGUGGCAGAAGCUGUGGCGGAGAGCGAGACCAAAGACCGGGAGGACGAGGGCGCAGCGGAGGCUGCGGUGGAGAGCGGGAUAGAGACGGAUGAGUAGGAAGACGAGGGUGGCGACGGCGGGAUCAAAGCCCACCGAGAAGAACGGGCCAUGAGACGUGGCAGAGGUCCAGGAGGAGCCCGGCGCCGUCCAAGGCGUCCCCCGUCUCCCGUCCCUCGUCCCCCGUCUUCCCGUGCCCCUUCCCCUGUCUCCCGUCCUCCCGUCCCCCGUCCUCCCGUCCACCAUCCCCCGUCCUCCCGUCCCCCGUCCUCCCGUCCCCCGUCCUCCCGUCCCCCGUCCUCCCGUCCACCAUCCCCCGUCCUCCCGUCCUCCCGUCCCCCGUCCCCCGUCUCCCGUCCUCCCGCCCCCCGUCCUCCUGUCCCCCGUCCUCCCGUCCCCCGUCUCCCGUCCUCCCGUCUCCCGUCCUCCCGUCCCCCGUCUCCCGUCCUCCCGUCUCCCGUCCUCCCGUCCCCCGUCCUCCCGUCCCCCGUCUCCCGUCCUCCCGUCUCCCGUCCUCCCGUCCCUCGUCUCCCGUGCCCCGUCUCCCGUCCUCCCGUCCUCUCGUCCUCUCGUCCCCCAUACUCCCGUCUCCCAUCCUCCGUCCCCCGUCCUCCCGUCCUCUCGUCCCCCAUCCUCCCGUCCUCCCGUCCUCUCGUCCCCCAUACUCCCGUCUCCCAUCCUCCGUCCCCCGUCCUCCCGUCCUCUCGUCCCCCGUCCUCCCGUCCCCUGUCCUACCUCUCAACAUCCCACCAGCGGGUUCACUGCGCUGGACGGCGUUGGUCCCCGCGGCUGCAGCCUUCCCUCAAGCCCAUUCCCCACAGCUUGGCACAGUGUAGCUGCACAAUGAUUCCAUGUAACUGCAGACAUCAGUCCUACUGUAUAACUACACAUAUGAAUGUAUAUACGUGAGACUGGGAUGUCUGGAGCAGGACAGGCGACGCAGAGGCACUGGAAUAACCAGAGGACAGAUACGAGCUGAGUGGAUCCCUGGACCAUGAAAGUCCUGCUCAAAACUGAAAUCAAGUAAAAUCAGUUCAUGCAAACGCAAAUGAGUGAUUUGUGGAUUUUUUUCUUAUUUGUAAAAGCUACAGAUGUUCUGUGGCGCUGACCAAACUGGAGGAAGCCGUGGUAUUCGUUUGCUGUGUCACAACAUUGACUUUUAUUUCAUCUCCUUCGGUUCAGACGUCAAAUCUGAGCUUAUUGUAAGUUGUUGGUUAGCGCAGAUGAACUGAGGCCUCGCGUGUGAGCAGCAGGUCUGUCUGAGGAGCCACACAUUAACCCUGUGAGCGAUUCCUCUGAGCGUCCAUGCAGGGACCAUGCGGUCCUUCCUGUGCCUGUGUCGCAUGCUGUGAUGUGGGGCGUUCAGGCACAGGUGACGCCACAGGCGUUCGUUGCGACAGGCAAUCCAAAGGCGGGGGGAGAUAACUGUUUACGUGGAGCUUCACAGAGAGCUGCUAAUCAGGAGCUCGGAGCUCACCUUCGUCAGAACGGCUCAGACUCAAAGCGAGGUCGAGCCCAGCGUUUGCGGCUUCACUUAAGCGUACUCCUGCAGCGGUGUUUGAAUUCUUAACAAAGCACUUAUCGCUGUGGAAACAAGGUCACGCUGCGCGGCCUUGGUUACGUAUCAAGGCCAGAGCUGACGACACGAAGAGGUCAAAGGUCAGAGAGAGCGACGGCACAGCAUAAGGAAGUCAAAUCAACGGAGGGGAGAGGUUCAUUCAAUGGGCGUCUCUCGCCCCUGUUGUGACCGCCCCCAUUAUUUCACCUCUGCAUCUUGCGAGGCCUCAUUCGUGACAAUAACGAGUCGUAAUGUGCCGCUCCGUGGCGUCGUAGCGUUCAUUCACAACGGCCGAGCGGAGGGGGAGGGGGGGGGGGGGGGGGGGGACGCUCCUCGUGGAGUUCUCAUUAGCUCACUAAUGGAUUUUGUCGGUGGGGGAUCUGUCAGAAAUCAUGCAUUUAUAAUGGAGGUCACUGCAGGGGGAGAUAUUGACAGCAAAGCACCUCAACAUGUCAAGCAAAUAGCCUUCAGAUUAAAGGUGAUGUCAUAGGGAGUCAUUUGCACUGAGGACAAAAAAAAGCUUCGUUUUCUAAAGAAACAGCACGAACCUCAUCAUGAACAUUCACACGAACCAGGAGCUGAAACUACCUACUCUGCUUUACACACAUUUGAUUUGUAAUAAUUUGGAUUCCGUGUUCAUUGAGAAUGUGACACAUGACCAGCUGAUGAAGUCAGUGUGUCCUUGUGCACAUGGAACUCAGUUACACAGACGUGAGACUGGAUAAGUGCAUUCUGGGGGAUUCGUCCUCGCGCCGCUGAGAUUUGUUUGGUUUUCGUCUUUUCUUUCAGUGUAAAAGUGGCACAUGUGUUUGUGUAGAGUAGGAUCUGAAAGUAACUGUGACCAGUUUAGCCUUAUUACUAUACUGUAAAUGACCCACAGUCUGGUAUUAGUACUGGCCUUUAGAGGCGCCAUGAUUUACGUGUUACAUGUUUGUUCUAGUCACACGGGACCUUUGGCUUCAGUCAGUGUUGGUAUUUUGAAGCAGUUCUUUCCUGUUUUAUUACUGAAUUCCGUCCAUAUGAAGGUCCUGCGUUUGGGAUUCACAGUAUUUUGGAGGUGUUUUGAACAUGUUUUAGUUCCUGUGGACUUUCCUGUGUUGCCACUGCUGUUUGGCUAAAGCUAAAGCUAGCUAUAAUGUACUGACUGAUGCUUCGAGCUACCUCCUGAGGCCUCUUGUUGGUUUUAGACUGAGGGGUCACCAGACCUGUGUGUUUAGGGUCAUCGCUAAUGGCACAUAAGGUCAAAGGUCACGUCUGAUUGACAGUGGCUUUUCCACAGCUGUUCACAUCUGCGCAGCCACGUAACCAAGCUAUGAAGUCAUAUCAUAACAUGCGUGUGGCGUUUUCUUUCCUGUUUUAAUUCUCUCGGCCGCUUUCAGCUGCUGGAUGUCUGCGCUUUAAUAAGCACUUAUUGUAUUCAUGAAAUAUUCGAUGUUGCCUCUUGCAUCAGCUGCUGGGGAGCAAAUGAGCUGUCACGCGUCUGUCAGAACAUGACAAAUAUGAAUUAUGAAGGCAAUAUGAAAAGACAGCUUUCGGUCGCUGACCAGAUCUUCAGAAAUGUUUAAGAAAUUUCCCAAUUCCUGGUCAGCUGAUCUUUUAGUUUUCAUUCUCUCUGUUGAAAUGUUCAUUCUCAUUCGCCUUUUUGUAACUGUAUAUUUGUUCCAUCAUUCCUGCCUUCCUCCUUUGUGUUUUUUUAACAGUGUAACUCUUAUUCCCCCUGACAUCCUGUGAGAACAGGUACAACUGCAGGAGGAGCGUGGAGAGUGUGCGUUGCUUUUCCUCCCGCUUGGUUCCAGUUGCACAUUCACAAACAUGGCCGAUCGUGACCUGUCAGACGUUGAACCCGUGCCUGUGUUCUCCAUUAAACCUGGGGGUUUAGACCUCCAUCUCCUCCUGAUAGGGGUCGAUUGGUGGCCUGCACAGAGUGCUGUACACCCUGGAGUCUGUGGUUAAAUGUUUUUUCUUUUUUUUUAACGACAGGCAGACAGUGUGACAUGCAGCUCAGAGAGGCUCACGUUGAGGGUAAAUGUGCAUUUCCAGGUCAUUCAAACCUUCCUGCGUGACGCUGGUAACGCUGUAACGGUUCAUUUCCUGUGCGCUACUAUGAUGUGAACCUCGGAACAGGACGCCGUCGGUUCUUUGUGUUGUCAUUGUAGCUCGCUCUGAAACCUCUGAAAAUGUGUUCUUGUUUUUUUCCGUUGCUUUUUUUAUCCCUCGGCUGCCAUCUUGAAUGUUGACUAUCUUUGAUCAUGAGCUCCUGUCACUUGCAUAGCAUUGUUUGCUAUCAAGCAGGAAAAGCAUUGUCUAUCUUUGCCCUCCCGACUACGUUCCACAUUCCUGUUGUUCAUGACAUCUGUACAAUUUGUAUAUUAUAAAAUGAUUUAUAUUUAA